Cryptococcus wingfieldii CBS 7118 is the source of this 867-nucleotide messenger RNA. RefSeq lists its product as hypothetical. The coding region runs from base 1 to 867 and encodes 288 amino acids. Gene Ontology annotation, cellular component: membrane. NCBI's taxonomy places the organism in Eukaryota, Fungi, Basidiomycota, Tremellomycetes, Tremellales, Cryptococcaceae. The record is from RefSeq and is a predicted model, not a curated record. The transcript is spliced from 6 exons.
AUGGGAUACACCGGACCUACCGUCGCCUCUCCCGAGAGCGGAAACGCCGCCUUUUGGAGCUAUGGCUAUGUUCCCUCGCUCGCUUUGGGUGUUAUCGGUGUUAUUACCUUCAUCGCUGUGGCUGGUCCCCAUCUUUGGUUCUUUGUCAAGAUCAGAGGCACCAGGAGUGUCCAUGGUCUGUUGUUCUUCACUGCCGUCAUUGAGGCCUUGGGUUACGGUGCAAGGAUCUAUACUCACCGCAAGCCCUUCGGUGGCAUGUCCUUUUUGCUCGGUAUCUUUCUUAUUCAAAUCGCCACUGUCCUUCUCACAGCCGCCAUGUACAAAAGCGUUCAACGACUCACCAAGUACACCCCGGAAGGCCGCCACAUGUCGCCCAUGAGGCCCAGAUCUAUGCUUGUCUUGUUUGUCAUUCUUGAUGUCAUGUCCACCCUCGUUUUCCUCGCUGGCAAUGUUCUCCAAGCCAUCACCAUUAUCAUUGUCUCCAUCUUUGUCUUUGUCAUCUACCGCCGAUCGACCCGAAUCAUCAAUACUGCCUUGGCCAACAACAAGGACGUUGACAACUACCCUCUCAUUCACCCGGCCUUGACGCAGGUGUUGAUCACCUUCGGCUUGUUCUUUGUCAGACUCAUCAUGCGCAUUGCUGAGGGUGCCCAAGGCGCGUACGAAUAUGCUGCGACGCACGAAGUCUUCUUCGCGAUCUUUGAAUACCUUCCCAUCAUCCUCAUCCUCAUCCUCUGGGCCGCUCGACCGCUCAAAAACUUCCUUCCCCUCAACCAGACCACCACUACCACCUCUACUCACGAAGACGUCGAGAGGACCGCCGAGCUUGGAAGGAGCGAGUCGCAGGUGGAGGGAGAGAAGGCUUGA